This is a messenger RNA of Lynx canadensis (Canada lynx), 432 nucleotides long. RefSeq names its product 60S ribosomal protein L10-like. Gene Ontology annotation, molecular function: structural constituent of ribosome. The record is from RefSeq and is a predicted model, not a curated record. Gene Ontology annotation, cellular component: ribosome; cytosolic large ribosomal subunit. Lineage: Eukaryota; Metazoa; Chordata; Mammalia; Carnivora; Felidae. Gene Ontology annotation, biological process: translation; ribosomal large subunit assembly.
AUGGGCCGCAGACCAGCUCGAUGUUACCGGUACUGCAAAAACAAGCCGUAUCCAAAGUCUCGUUUCUGCUGUGGUGUUCCUGAUGCCAAGAUCCGCAUCUUUGACCUGGGUCGGAAGAAGGCAAAAGUGGAUGAGUUCCCACUCUGUGGUCACAUGGUGUCUGAUGAAUAUGAGCAGCUCUCCUCUGAAGCCCUGGAGGCCGCUAGAAUUUGUGCCAACAAGUAUAUGGUGAAGAGUUGUGGCAAAGACGGCUUUCAUAUUCGAGUGCGGCUUCAUCCCUUCCAUGUCAUCCGCAUCAACAAGAUGUUGUCCUGUGCUGGGGCUGACAGGCUCGACAGGUAUGCGAGGUGCCUUUGGAAAGCCCCAGGGCACAGUGGCCAGAGUCCAUAUUGGUCAAGUCAUCAUGUCCAUCCGCACCAAACUUCAGAAUAA